CACAAGGAUGCAGAUGCGGACAACUGGAAGAGAAGUGCGGUGGACGGGAAUCGAGGGAGUGAUCCGGAGACUGUAGCAAAAGGAAUAAGUUUUUACAGGCGUUUACUUAGUCGGGAUAGUACUAUUGUCUCCGAAUUCGCUUGGUCGACUGGCUUGAAAGGUUUUCUGAUUCUGAACUGAGAAGAAACUGCACGAUUUGAUCGCCCUCCACUCAUGAAGCUCUUUUCUUCCUUUUAAAGCGAUUGCACUUUAUAUUUUUGGAAAAGAAAAUUAUAAACUGAACGAUCAAGACAUCUGUUAUUUUAUGUGAGGUUAACAAAAUUGGAAGUCAUCCGGUAACAUCCCCGUACCAGAAAAAGAAACUUUUUAAAGUCUGGCAGAAAAGCCGAGAGCCGGCAAAGUUUCUGGCUGAAAAUCAAAGUGUAAUAAAAGUGGAGUCGCGAUGCAUCCGAGGACUAUAGCCAACUGUCUGCUGAUUGUUCUUCAGUUGCAGAUCACAAUGGGAGACACCCAAGGAGUGGAGGGGGUACACCCGUGUAACAGAACAGAUGCCCAGUGUCCACAGUGCAAGGAGGGUGAGUUCCUACAGAUUUCCUUCAAUGACUCUAGUCUGCAGUGUAUCCAAUGUUCCUCCUGCAAGUAUGGCCAGGGGGUGAAGCAGAAGUGCACCUUGUUCAUGGACACCCAGUGUGAACCCUGCAUUAAUGGUAGCUCAUAUUCAGAAAAGGUCAGUCAGACAGAAGCCUGCCAGCCCUGCACUGUGUGUGAGGAGAGCAAGGUGCAGAUCCGAGAAUGCACACGUCUGUCAGACACACUCUGCAUGGACAGGAACCUCAGCAUUAUGGGACGCUCUGAUUUGGAAGUGGUCAGUAGUACCAAUCCUGGCUCACCAGACUUUAUCCCACAGGAAGACAGUGGCAAAAACAUCAUCCCAGUUUACUGCUCCAUUCUUGCUGCUAUUAUCAUUGGGCUGCUUUUCUAUGUAGCCUACAAAUGCUGGACAUCUUGCAAGCAGAAACAGCAGUUGGCCAAAGCUCGUGCCAAUGAACUGGGCUCGGCUGAAGCAGAGAAGCUACACAGUGAUAGCGGAGUUUUCCUGGAUACUCACAGCUUGCAGGAGAGCCAGCAGUUGAAGGGCAGCAAGCUAGACAACCGUCUCUACCUCAACAUGACCCCACAAAGGAGGGAUGAAGUGGAGCAGCUUCUGCAACUGCCCCCUGCUGGUGGAAAGGGAUGGCGUCACUUGGCUGCCCAGCUGGGUUACGAGCAAGAGCGAACAGAUGUCAUUGGCCGGGGUGAAGAUCCUGCACAUACUCUUCUCUCUGAUUGGUCAGGACAGGAGGGGGCUACGGUGGCAGCCCUGUGUGCCGCUUUGAAUCGGAUAGAGCGGGCUGAUGUAAUUGCAGCUCUCACCAGACCAGCCGAGGCCAACUCAGUAGUGUGACCAUUAAACCUCUGGAAAUCAAGAGACAAAAUGAGGACAGAUGGAAAGGGAUGAGGUGGAGCCAGAUGAGUAUUAAAGUGAUACUCAUUAAGAGAAGGACAAAUACAUCCAGGUUUGGGUGAGGACAAUCCAGAAGAUAACACCACAUGGCAGGGUCUUUCAAAAGGAAGAGACUUACCGCAGGGAGGCAUUGGACACAGCUCAGAGACGGUCUUCGCCAACCGGAAAAAUUGUGUGUUUAAAAUCUAGAUGACUGAUCUUCACCCCAGCACCUGUGCUAAGUUUUUACCAAGGAUUAUGGGCUGGUGUUUGACAGACAUAUUGAGUUCCUUCUUUUGGUUGUAUUGCUAGGUAGUGUAUGACACACCACAUCUCUUCCAAUUUCUCUCUUAUUAAUUGCCCAGGUGGCUCUUCAUAUUAGUUCAUAUUGAACAACAUGAACUGCCAAGAUUCGCUGCCAUAAGACAUUAAUGAUCAAAUUGGCCAAACACUGCUUGCCCCAAGACCUGGGCCUUACUCAGAGGACUGAAAUUAAAGACAAUUCUUCCAUUUCUUGUUAACAUGCACCCUGGCAAAGCAGUAUUUUGGUGCCCUCUGCUGGCUGGCUUGUUCUGUUCCUCACCUGGCAAAAACACAAAGUCACUCACUUGCCCUUCCUGUGUAAAUGUUACUGUGGCCUCAUAUUCCUCAUCACCUGUCCAAGUUUGACUUUAUUUUUUACAUUUUUUCUUUUAAUAUUAAUGAAAUAUUUAAAUACUUCAAAAUUCAGCUUUUGGCCACUUGCAAAGUAACUCCACAAUGGGACAACAAAAAUCUUUUCUGGAUAUUAAAAGUUAGUCAGUCUUAGCUGAAAAAUGGACAUCCUGGAGCAUCUUUGAAUAUCCCUCUCUCCAACCAACACUCAAGCAGAUACACCUUGAAAUGAAGUAGUGUCUGUGCCCACCAAUGAGUGCCAUGCUAAAAAAGAAAAGGGAUCCAUGGCCCACUACAGUCUCUUCUUUAACUGAAUUUGUGGCCUUAGUUUCUGUUUUUUUUGUUUUGUUUUGUUCCUUAUCCAGUUUACUCAAGAAUCUGGUUUUAUAAAUGUGUUCCAAGUAUUCUAAUUAAUGUUUUUGUAUGUUAAAUAAAUAUGAAAAGAUUUGA
Erpetoichthys calabaricus (reedfish) is the source of this 2587-nucleotide messenger RNA. It is a transcript of the gene nradd, whose product is annotated as neurotrophin receptor associated death domain. The coding region runs from base 443 to 1444 and encodes 333 amino acids. The record is from RefSeq and is a predicted model, not a curated record. Gene Ontology annotation, biological process: Rho protein signal transduction. The transcript has 6 exons. Gene Ontology annotation, cellular component: cell surface; plasma membrane. Gene Ontology annotation, molecular function: nerve growth factor binding; coreceptor activity; death receptor activity. NCBI's taxonomy places the organism in Eukaryota, Metazoa, Chordata, Cladistia, Polypteriformes, Polypteridae.